UGCGGCACAUCCCGCCAGAAAUCGUUAGUCAAUGUCAAAUGUACGUUUUCACUUUGAUUUCGCUCGCAUGAUCGCUACUUACAGUUGAUGAUUUACGGGCUAGGUUUCAUUAUUUGGUUAAUAUAAUUGAGCACUUUAAAGCAUAAUGGCAGAUUCCGAAGGAUGGGCCCAGGAGAAUGACUUUUCCAAUUUUCAGUCGAAAGACAAUUUCAACUUGAAUAAAGUCACUGACAUCGAUGGUAUACCAACUUUAGCCAUUGAUGUGAAAUUUAAUAAUGCACCCUUAGAAAAAGAGGAGAAAAAGCAACAAAAAAGAAAAAACACAAUUUCAACGGUUGAAUUAGAACGCAAACAGCUUGCGGAAGAAAAUUAUCAGCGUGAACUUCAUGAGAAACGAUAUAAACGAUUGAUGCACUUACUGAAUCAAAGUAAAUUUUAUUCAAGUUAUCUAAAAGAUAAGAUAAAUGAACCAAGGAAGGAACCAAGUAAAGCAGUAUCUCCCAAAAAGAAGAAACGUCGCUUUGUUAACAAUGAAAAUGUACCACCAAAGAAAUUAAGCAAGGUUGAUUCAGGAAAGUACAACAUGCAAGUAUAUUUGACAGAUAUAAACAAAGUACAAGUAAAAAGGAAAAAAAUGUUAAGUACAGAAGAAAUAGAAGUUAAGUUGGCGGAAGAUUCAGACACUGAAGCAAAUGUGCCUGCUGAUAAUGCAGCUAUUACACCAAAAUACUUUUGUGGUGAUUUGCGCGAUUAUCAGCAAAUAGGUUUGAAAUGGUUGAAGACACUCUACGAAAAUGCCUUAAAUGGGAUUUUAGCUGAUGAAAUGGGUCUUGGGAAAACGAUACAGGUGAUAGCCUUCAUAUGUCAUCUGAUGGAGAAAAAACAACCUGGACCUUUCUUAAUAAUUGCACCACUCUCCACAAUACCAAAUUGGUUGAUGGAAUUUGAAAGAUUUGCUCCUGAUAUACCAGUUUUGUUGUUUUAUGGCAGUAGUGAAGAAAGAAAAGCUGCAUACAAACAGAUUAAGAAAAAGCAUCAUGUUGAAGAUGAUUAUAAAACGCAGCCCGUUGUAAUCACCACUUAUGAGAUAAUACUAAAGGAAACUAGAUUCUUUCAGUCUGAACAAUGGAGAUACUUUGUAAUUGAUGAGGGACAAAGAAUAAAAAAUUCCAAGUGCUUACUAGUCAAAGUCUUGAAAACGCUACAAUGUACGAAUAAGCUUGUACUGACUGGAACUCCACUGCAAAAUGAUUUAGCCGAAUUAUGGUCCUUGCUGCAUUUUCUUCUACCAGAUAUCUUUGAUGAUCUAUCUGUGUUUGAAUCUUGGUUUGAUGCCAAAGAAUUUCAACAUAAUGAAGGUAAUAGCAAUUUUUGGAAACAAGAAGAAGAGAAACAUGUGCUAGCAUCGUUGCGCGAAAUCUUAAAGCCGUUUAUGCUAAGACGAGAAAAGGAGGACGUAUGUUUGGAGAUUCCCCCCAAGAAGGAAUUAAUUGUUUAUGCGCCACUUACGCAACUGCAACAUGAUCUGUAUAGAGCCGUAUUGAAUUACGACUUUGCAACGUUGACUAAAAUCGAACAAUCAGACUUGAUUAUACCGAAUGUGAAUGAUAAAAGACCGAAAAGAAAGUGCGUUUUGAAAAGUAAAUACGGAUCUGUCGAAGACGAUUUCUCGAAUACAUCUGGGAGUUCCUUGUUAAGCAAACAAGACGAAGAUAGUAAUGAUACGGACACGUGGAAAGGGAUGACACCUGUAGAAGAGAAAAAUUUAUCAUUAUGGAAACAGUAUACCGAUGUUACAGAACGUAACAGGGACUUUCUUAUUCGCAUUCAGUUUCAACGUAGACUUACAAUGUACAAGAAGAUCGUGAAUCAUCCAUACUUGGUUCACUGCCCACUGGAUUCAGUCGGUUUGCCAAAAAUCGACAAUGAUUUGAUCAGAUCUUCAGGAAAACUCUUAGUGCUGGACGCUAUGUUGAUGAAACUCAAGGCGCAAGGUCACAAAGUUCUGUUGUUUUCGACAUGGACCAUGAUAUUAGAUAUGAUCGAAGAUUAUCUCAUGUUACGAAAUUAUAAAUAUGUGAGAUUAGACGGUCUUACUAAGAUAGAACAAAGGAAAGAGGAUAUUCAAGCUUUCAAUAACAAUCCGGAGAUAUUCCUCUUCCUUAUAUCCACUAAAGCUGGUGGAGUCGGAUUAAAUCUCGCGGGUGCCGACACUGUUAUCAUGUACGAUAGCGAUUGGAAUCCACAAGUAGAUAUACAAGCUAUGGCGCGCUGCCACAGGAUAGGACAAACAAAACCUGUGGUAAUCUAUAGACUUUGUACUAAGGGAACGAUUGACGAAACGAUCAUUAAGCGCGCUGACGCUAAACGGUUCCUGGAAAAAAUGGUUAUUUCAAAACAACUGCCCGUAACAUUUUUUAAUAAAGAUACUGUGCUAAAAUUGAAGCAGGUAAUGGAAUCCAAAGAAUAUAAAGUUGUUGCGUCUGAAAAAGAAGUAUUUACAGAAGCGGAGCUGAACAAACUGUUAGAUAGAAGUGAUAUGAUUAACAAGGACAAGUGAAUUUAAACAAACUUUUUUUUUUUAAUUUUAUUUUAUUUUAUUAUUUUAUUUUCUGUUUUAUUUCCUAUUUUAUUUCCUGAUAAAUUCAAGUCAAAUUGGAUAAUGUGAGAAACAACAUACACAAUUCUCAGAAAAAGAUUGAAAGUCAAGAAUAAUGAUUAUUAUGUUUAUUUUUAUAUAAUUAUUUAUUUUCUAAUCGAGUUAAUUUCAAUUGAUAACGCUAGAAAUAAAUGCGGGCAACAACAAUUUUUGAAAAUGUUCUGUAACAUCCAAAGUGUCAUAGAUUUUAUCGCGUUUCAUUACGUCAUUAUAAAAAAAGCGAAAAUAUCAAUACCAGUGAAUAGAUGUGUUGAAAUAAUACAAGUUCCAUGAUGUGUCUUUAUAUAAUAUUUGUACAAGUUUUCUAAUAAAAUUCAUUUGUGUGAAGGAAA
This is a messenger RNA of Linepithema humile (Argentine ant), 2991 nucleotides long. Its product is annotated as lymphoid-specific helicase-like. Gene Ontology annotation, molecular function: DNA binding; ATP binding; ATP-dependent chromatin remodeler activity. Lineage: Eukaryota; Metazoa; Arthropoda; Insecta; Hymenoptera; Formicidae. Gene Ontology annotation, cellular component: nucleus. The record is from RefSeq and is a predicted model, not a curated record.